AUGGGAGAUCGUCAUAGAGCUGUUUCCUUUGAUGAAUUACCUUCAUAUUUGCUUUUGGAAAUUAUGUGCUCAGGGAAGCUCAGUGCUAUUGACCUAGUUUGUUUGGAAUUUACUUCAAAAAUCUUUAGUGCUACUAAUGCCUUGUGCCCUUCCAAAUUUAAGUCAUUGGUGGAAUAUGCUGCUUUCCAAUUGUGUGGCUCUCAUGCCAUCUUUUGUAAGAUGAGUUUGAAUUCUCAAAAGGAGUUGUAUGAUCGAUGCGGCGGAAAGUGGAAGCGGGUUUUGAGGUUCUUGCAGUCUGUGGAACAAGCCUCUGGUGUGGUUGAGACACCGUCAGGAAGUAUGCAAAUAACAACAGGAAAGUAUCACACGUUAGCGAUCAGUAACUCCUCGGUGUAUUCAUGUGGUUCUAGCUUGUGUGGUGCACUUGGUCAAGGGUCUGAAACAACACAGCUUCCAGCAUUGGCUCAAAUCGAUUUCCCACCUUUGGCGCGUGUCGCACAUGUUUCGGCCUCCUAUAACCAUGCAGCUUUUGUAAUGCAAUCUGGAGAGGUAUUUACAUGUGGAGAUAAUUCGUAUUUUUGCUGUGGUCAUAGAGAUACAAAUCGAGCAAUUUUUAGGCCACGUCUUGUUGAAUCCUUAACGGGGAUUCCUUGCAAGCAGGUUUCAACAGGGCUAAACUUCACCGUCUUCCUCACUAGGCAAGGUCAUGUGUAUACUUGCGGGAACAACUCGCACGGCCAACUUGGUCUCGGUGACACUCAGGACAGACCAAACGCCAAAAUGGUUGAAGUCCUCGGCAACGUAGGCCCUGUUGCUCAGGUUGCUGCCGGAUCAAACUAUAUCUUAUCUGUAACAGAAGAUGGAUCAGUAUACUCCUUUGGAUCAGGUUCUAAUUUCUGUCUCGGUCACGGUAGUCAACACGACGAGUUGUUUCCUCGUUGCAUACAGAAAUUUAGAAGAAAAGGUAUUCAUAUUGUCCGCGUAUCUGCCGGGGACGAGCAUGCAGCCGCACUUGAUUCAAAUGGAAUUGUAUAUACAUGGGGUAAGGGAUAUUGUGGUGCUUUAGGCCAUGGUGAUGAGAUCGAGAAGACAAGACCAGAAAUCUUGUCUAGUCUCAAGAAUCACGUGGCUGUUCAGGUGUGUGCAAGAAAGAGAAAAACCUUUAUUCUACUUGAAUCAGGUUUGGUUUACGCCUUUGGUUCGAUGGGAUUCGGCAGCCUAGGAUUUUUAGACAGAAGAGUAAAUGACAAAAUCUUAAAGCCAAGACUGUUAACCACAUUGAAAUCUUACCAUGUUUCUCAAAUCAGUACUGGCCUUUACCACACUGUGGUUGUCACCAACCAUGGCCAAAUAUUUGGGUUUGGUGACAAUGAAAGAGCUCAGCUGGGUCAUGAUUCUUUGAGAGAAUGCACUGAACCAACUGAGAUUUUCAUAGAAAAACCAUACGAAGAUUAUGAUUCUAUUUAUUGA
This is a messenger RNA of Lathyrus sativus (Indian pea), 1470 nucleotides long. The record is from the annotation of a GenBank genome assembly. Lineage: Eukaryota; Viridiplantae; Streptophyta; Magnoliopsida; Fabales; Fabaceae.